Plasmodium gallinaceum is the source of this 2349-nucleotide messenger RNA. Its product is annotated as kinesin-like protein, putative. The transcript is spliced from 9 exons. NCBI's taxonomy places the organism in Eukaryota, Apicomplexa, Aconoidasida, Haemosporida, Plasmodiidae. Gene Ontology annotation, molecular function: microtubule binding; microtubule motor activity; ATP hydrolysis activity. Bases 1 to 2349 code for a protein of 782 amino acids. Gene Ontology annotation, cellular component: kinesin complex; microtubule. The record is from RefSeq and is a predicted model, not a curated record. Gene Ontology annotation, biological process: microtubule-based movement.
AUGAAUGAAAACAUUAAAGUAUUUUUAAGAAUUAAACCUAAUGUAGAAAAUUUUUCUAAUUUAAAAAAUGAAGAUUGUGCCUUAUAUAAGAUUAAUAAUAAUCAAUUGUACUUAUUUGAAAAAAAAAAAAGCUACAAUGAUAUAAGUGAAUUAAAAACAAAAACAUUUCAUUUUAAUCAUAUAUUUGAUGUCCAUAUUAAGCAAAAUGAUAUUUUUGAGUUAAUAGGAAAAAAUCUUAUUGAUAAUUUUAUUAAUGGAUAUAAUAGUUCAAUAUUGACUUACGGAAAUACUAAUAGUGGUAAAACAUAUACUUUAUAUGGAGAAAGAAACAAUUCAAAAGACAAAGGAAAUAACGGAUUAAUAUAUUUAUGUUUAAAUUACUUUUUUGAUUUAAAAAAAGUAAAUAAGAACGUUGAAAUUAGUAUAACUGUAGUAGAAAUAUAUCUUGAAAAAAUUAGAGAUUUAGGUAAGGUAUUUGAGUUAUCACAAUUAUCAACAACUAAUGAAGACUUAAUAAAUUAUUAUUCAAAAUUUCAUGAUAAUAUAAUUAGAGAAGACGAAAAAGGAAAUACAUAUGUAGAAAAUAUUACGUUAUUACCUAUAAAAAGCAUUGAAGAUGUUAUGAAUAUUAUAAAUCUAUGUUUCAAAUAUAGAAAAACAAAUGCAACAAAAAAAAAUUUAGUAUCAUCAAGAUCUCAUUGCUUAUUAACUGUUUAUCAACAUAAAUGUUUCAAAGAAAAAGAAUUUAUUUCUCAGAUAAAUUUUAUAGAUUUAGCUGGUUCUGAAAAAUUUAAUGAUAUAGAAAUGAUUAAUAAAAAGGAACUAAUAAACAUAAAUAACACUUUGUCUGUCUUAAAUAGAGUUAUAAUGGCAUUAAGUACUAAAAAUAAACUUAUAAAAAAUUUAGAGAAAAAAAAUGUAAAUGAAAAAUUAAAAAGUAAUAUAGAUUAUUCGGCUAAUGUUCAUGUUCCAUAUAGAGAUUCUAAAUUAACAAGACUACUAAAAAAUAGCUUAGAUGGAAAUUCAUACACUUAUAUUUUAAUUUGUUUAAAUUUAAAUAGUUAUAAAAUAGACGAUUUUAUAAAUAGUUUAAUUUUUGCAAAAAGAUGUAGAAUGAUUAAACAAAAAAUAAAAAAAAAUUUUAUAAAAAAAACUUCUAUUAAUUCUGAUAACCUACAAAGCAAUUCUUCAAAUGACAGCUCUUAUGAAAGUUUUGAUUCUAAUUCUGAAAAUUUUCAAUUUUUAAUUGAAGAAAAUAAAAAUAACAUUCUAUAUACUUUUGAUAAAAACAUAUAUAAUAAAAAAAGAAAUAAAAUAAAAAAUAUAAAUCAUAUAAGUGAUAUUAUGAUGAAUAAAAUGUUAAAUUUAUUUUCUCAUAUUAUUAGAAAAAAAUAUAAUGAAUUAACUAGACAGAAGAAUUCCAUGAUAAGCAAUUUAAUUAAGAUCAUUAAGUCAGAAGAAAAUAAUAAAGAAGAAAUGAAACAAAAUAAAAAUUAUCUUAUAAAAAUCUUAAAAAGAAAAAAAAAACGUUUAAUUAAUAAUGAAAAAUUUUUAAUUGAUCUUAUAAAUUCAAAAGAAGGAAUAGAUAAUAUAAAUGUAAAAAAUUAUAUGGAAGAUAAGAAUAAUCCUAAAAAACCGACAAUUGAGGAUAUAGGCAUCAAUAAUUCAAAUAAACUCUAUCAAUCAUUAGGUAAAUUAAAUGAAAAAGGAGAUAAAAGAUUUAUUUUAAGUAAAAAUGAGGAUGAUAUUUUUAUAAAAGGUAAAGAAAAUAAUAUGCUAAAUAAACAUGAUGAAUUAAAUGAUGAAUUAAAUGAUGAAUUAAAUGAUGAUAAUAUAAAUGUAAAAAAUAAAAAAAAGACUGCUAAAUUAAAUAGUAGCAAAGAGAAAAACGAACUGAUUAUUCAAUCAUUUUCAUCUUUAAAACAUUGUAAUUCUUUUAUUUAUGACAACUUAUUAAAGAGAAAAGAUGAAAUUAAAAUUAUUUAUUCAGAUAUUGAUAAAUUAUUGCAAACAGAAAUAAAAAUAUUAAAUAAAAAAAUAAAAAUUAUAGUUGACUUAAAUUCCCUUAAUAUUUCUUUAUUUAAUAAAGUAGAAAAAUUAGCAAAAAUUAUGAAAAAUAUUUACCAAAAUAAAUAUAAUAUAAUAAUCAAAAAUGGACAAAAAACUCUAAAUAUAACUAAUUAUUCGUAUGAACAAAUUAGAGAAUCUUAUGAUAUCGAUAUUUUUCAUUCAGAACAAAAUUAUCUAAAAGAAGAAAGUAAUAACUUCAAAAACAUAGACAAAAAUAUAAUUGAUUUAUAUGAAAAAAUAAAUAAAAAAGAAAUUAAUCAUGAAGCAAUUAAUUUAUAA